Molecule: messenger RNA, 3443 nt
Organism: Solea solea (common sole)
Lineage: Eukaryota; Metazoa; Chordata; Actinopteri; Pleuronectiformes; Soleidae
Gene: bace2
Product: beta-secretase 2
Exons: 9
Coding region: 323-1852 (509 amino acids)
Biological process (GO): membrane protein ectodomain proteolysis; amyloid-beta metabolic process
Cellular component (GO): membrane; trans-Golgi network; endosome
Molecular function (GO): aspartic-type endopeptidase activity
Source: RefSeq, a predicted model, not a curated record
UUCUCUAUUUCGGUUAGCUUGGUGUAGGAGGAGGAGUGGAUGGAAGCAGACAAACAUGUUUUCAGUGGAGAUAGAGUCAGUUUUCAACAUGUUGCUAUGUUAAAUAUGUUAAGCGACUUCUUCUUUUGUUCCCCUUAUUCUUCGUAGCAACGGGGAGGCAGUUGUGUUUCCAUAAUGGCGGUCACGUUAGUACAGGCGUUUUCAUAAUGGCUAAACUGAAAACUUGAGCUGGAAACUUUGAAGAAGCUGCAGUCUUGUUUUACGACACUCCUCUCUGCUGCUAUCAUAAUUUAUACACACAUAUUACAGCAAAACAACAACCAUGGCAUACUCUACAUCUGCCAUAAUGUGGGCAUUUGCUUUUAGCUUCUACUUCGGUGUGUCGAAGUGUCUCUUUACCAUACCGCUGAAAAUAUACACGGGGAAGUUGAAUGUGUCGUCGGCGUUGGAUGCGACUCCUGCUCGGUUGACGUCGUCGAGCUCCGAAGUAAACGGCCUGUCUCUUGCCUCUGAUCCGACUGGCACUGUCAACUUUCUGGACAUGGAGAACAACCUGCUGGGAGAUUCUGGAAGAGGUUACUACAUUGAAAUGUCCAUUGGAACUCCUGGACAAACGCUCAACAUCCUGGUGGACACGGGCAGCAGCAACUUUGCUGUGGCUGCAGCUCCACACCCCUUCAUUACUCACUACUUCAACACUGCACUCUCAAGCACAUACCAGUCAGUUGGUCGGACUGUGGCUGUCAGGUACACCCAGGGCAACUGGGAAGGUGAACUGAGCCUUGACCGUGUCUCCAUCCCCAAAGGCCCAAAUGGGUCCAUGAUCAUCAACAUAGCUGCCAUCCUGUCAUCUGAGGGCUUCUUCCUUCCUCAGGUCAACUGGCAAGGCAUCUUGGGACUCGCCUAUCCCAUGCUGGCACGGCCCGACUCAACUGUGGAGCCCUUCUUCAACUCUGUGGUGCAACAGCUGGGAAUUCCAGACAUCUUCUCCCUCCAGAUGUGCGGCGCUGGACUGUCAGCCAGCAGCACAGAAGACCCUGCAGGCGGCAGUUUUAUUAUGGGAGGCGCUGAGCCGACUCUGUACCAUGGGUCAGUGUGGUACACUCCUAUAAUAGAGGAGUGGUACUACCAAGUGGAGGUGUUAAAGCUGGAGGUUGGAGACCAGAAUCUGGACCUUGACUGCAGAGAGUAUAACAUGGAUAAAGCUAUAGUUGACAGUGGGACAACACUGCUGCGACUUCCUGUCAAUGUCUUCAAUGCGGUGGUAGAAGCCAUCACACGCAGCUCACUGAUCCAGGAUUUUUCUUCAGGGUUCUGGGAUGGCUCAAAGCUUGCAUGCUGGAUGAAGGGAGAGAACCCCUGGACAUUUUUCCCGAAGCUCUCCAUCUACCUGAGAGCCACAAACACCAGUCAGUCCUUCCGUAUCACCAUUCUGCCUCAGCUGUACAUCCAGCCGGUCACCGAGGUGGACGGCACACUCGACUGCUUUCGUUUUGGAUUGUCGUCGUCAACUAAUGGCCUGAUUAUCGGCGCUACUGUUAUGGAAGGCUUCUAUGUGGUGUUUGAUCGAGCCCAACACAGAGUCGGCUUUGCACUCAGCACCUGUGCAGUUAGAGGUGGAGUGGCUCUAUCAGAGAUAACGGGACCUUUCUCAGCAUCUGACGUGGCGGCCGACUGCUCCAGCGGCGUGCUGAAGGAGCCUUUGCUGUGGGUCAUCUCCUACACCUUGAUGGCGAUCUGCGGUGUGGUCCUCAUCGUCCUGUUGCUGCUGCUGGUCCUUCCCUGUCGCCGCAGAGACCACUUCGGAGAGAUAACGGACGAGUCAUCACUGGUCCGUCAUCGUAUCAAAUGACUGAGAGGGACUGGAGGGGUGAACGGGAUGAACGGGCAGGGACACAGAGAUCAGAGCCCCUCCACAGCAGUGGAGAAGGGGUUGAGCCUGCAUGGACCAGUGGCACAUGGCUCUGAACGUCUGACUGACUCAAGACUGCACUCAUCUGCUUUGGCCUCAAGAGGUAGCCUUAACAGACCAACUGCCUCUUAAAGGGAAAGUCCACCCUAAAAACACUGAAAAGUGGACUUCUUGAAAAACCAACAACUGUCAAUGUAGUCAUUAUUACAGUUCCCUGCUUCCUUCUUACUCUCAAGGAUAGUUCAUGACAGCUUUUGUCAUAUGUAGACAAUGUGACAUGGAGAAAGACAUCGAGCAUAGAGGAAGAGCAGGUUAAAGAUCUUAAUGCCAUGUGGCUAUGGGACAGCGUUUAGUGAUGUUGUGGCUGGCUGCUGACAGUAUUGGUCUUUCUAAUGACACACCAAAAACCUGGGUGAAGUAUUAGAGGGCACUCAAGUCAAGUUCCGGCUUGGCAGAGCACAAAGGUGAUCACGGACACAAACAGAAAGGUGAACAAAACUAUGAAUCACUUUAUGAUGCGGGGCAGUUUAAGAAUGUCUACAGGUAAAAUGUGUUCCUUACAGAUAAUCAAUGUGGAUUAGCAGUGCUUAAAACAUUUUCCAGUGUUACUCAAGUCAAAGAUGAGACCUUUGAGUGUGCCUUUACAGCAGAGUGUGUUAUCAACAGAUCUUUCUUUUAGCCUUUUCUUUUAAAGAUCUAACGACAGCUGUUUAUUUCUACUACCGUCUUGUAUGUUUAAGUUAACCUCCAAUCAAAAUAAUGUCUGAGUCUGUUAAAGUUAUGGGAUGAAGCUGCUCAGUCAGUCACUGUUCACAGGAAGGAGUACUACACAUGUUUGCAGUGCAGCCUGAAGUGCCUUUAGGUCUCUGUUCAGUGCUUUAUGAACAGCAGACUUAUUCUGCACUUUUUUCUUAAGUUAAUCAAAAGUGUAAUAGAACGUCAAAGACCAAUAUUUCUAGAUCUAUCAUGCAAUUUGUUAUGAAUGUAAUGUACUAUUUACUAAUACUGCAUACAUACAAGUUUAUAUUUAAAUUUCUUUGAAUAUGGUUGUAUUGUUCUGAAUCUUCUCAUUUUAGAUGUUCAAGGGUGCAUAUUUAUACAUCACAUUUUAUACAAAAUCAAACACUAAAAUUAGGAGCCAAAUGUUUUUUUUUUGAAACUGAAAAAGACUACUUGGUUUUCUGUGAACCAAUUAGCUUUCCAUGUAUUAUGCAAUAUGAUGUUUAUAGUGUCCUGACACUCGAAACACUUUGAUAGUAUUGUAGAAGUCAGUGAUACAGGUUCAUGGAACAUGGUGAGACCACAGACUGUGCUGCACAAUCAUUCUGAAACUAUCUGUGCCUUUAAGCUGAGAAUCCUGUGAUUUGAGCUCCAUGAACGCACGACUGUCGACCAAAUCGUAGAGUUGGAAAGUGAAGGUACACUUGAAUUUUUGAAUGUUUGCUUAUUUAUAUUGAAAGUGUAUUUCCUGUGCCUAAAUUAAAUUUUCUGCUGUAAAUAAAAACGGACCAGAUGAUGGUGUUAGAUGCUU